Trichobilharzia regenti is the source of this 3617-nucleotide messenger RNA. NCBI's taxonomy places the organism in Eukaryota, Metazoa, Platyhelminthes, Trematoda, Strigeidida, Schistosomatidae. The record is from the annotation of a GenBank genome assembly.
AUAAAUAUGAAGAAAGAAAUGGAGAUAAACUGAACAAUAGCUUAGGAGACCGUUGAAUGACAUCACGCGGCAGGCCCUCAAAUAGGAGCUUCAACCCCCCUCCCCUAAAGGGGGACAAGGAAUGGGCAUAGACCAUAGAGUAACAUAGAGGAGAUCGUGUAGCGAGGAACUGAAAGCUUUAUUGAUAGUCGUGGAGCCAGCUAAAGAUGGUUUCAGAAAAUAAGGUGAAAUAGAGAUGUACUAUUGAAGCCCUGUGUCCCACUCAGAACACAAGGGAAUAAUAAUAACGUUACCACCUUAAAGCGUCUACCUAAAGAUUCCAACAGAUUUCUUUUGCUUAGUAUUAUUACGCAGAUGAUAGAUAAAAAAACACUAAGCUAAAACUGAUGCUUUUUAAGGCAAUUUCACAUAUAAACGCUGAAUAUAAGUUCUAAUUUAUUUUGGUCCACAAGAGUAUCAAUUAGGACACUUUCAGCCUGAGUGUACAAUGUUAUUUUUACUGGCUGAAAAUAUUAUUAGGAGGUAACUAUUUGUUUCAGAUAUGAUCGUCCUGUGCGUUUCUUCCAUUCUAAAAUCUACUCUCCAUCAUUUUAGUGUCUGUCGCUUAUCAUUUUCGUUUGACGUGUUAAUCCGUUUGUUGACUACGUUUAAUGUGGAGAUUUAUGUGGAUGCGUAGACAGGUACACUCUAGGCUCUUUUCCUUUCAUUAUUUUAAUUCAUUCUAAUAAAAACAAGAUGAUUUUGGGCCAACAAUUGUGGUUCCGAUAAAUUCUCUCACAGGCUCUCUACUACAGUUAUAAAUCCAUGAGUAGUAUAGAAUACAAGUAGUCAGUCAUUAAAGGCAUGUGAAAAUUUUAUCGGAAACUGUCUGUAUUCGGGUACAUGUAUAAUAUGGAGUAAUAGUUCAGUAUUUAAUAUUGUCAAAUGAAUAAUGCAUAUAAGAAUGUGCAGUCAUUCAGAACAUAAGAUAAAGUGUGAAUGGACAAUUGAGCGACAUACUAAUGUAUUUAUAGUCAACAGAAUAUAAAUUUCAUUGGGGGUAGGGUGAGUUAUAUUCUGUGGUGUGCGACGAAAAUGAUUACCACAAUAUACAUACAAACAAAUACCAAAGAAAUGGGGAACAAUGAAAUUAAGUUCAAGCAAAGGCUGAGGAGAUAUCAAGAGUAUUGAUAAAAUGAAGAGGUUAAAUUGUGAACUGUAAUAAAAUACUAGAGACAUAAUAGGCUUAUUGUAAAUUACAAAAGGAAGGUUGUAUUGAAGAUGAAAUCGAAAAUUUUAAAACUACCCUGCUACAAAAUGGUUACCCUACCAAUUUUGUAAACAAGUAUAUUUCCAAAAGAACGGACAAAAUCAAGUGUGACACAGUGAAUAGGAAAUAGCUUUAUUUGAGAAUACAGUUCAAAGGUGAUAUAUGCAGUAAUAUACUAAGCCGUAGAUUGAUCAAAUCAGUUGAAAAAAUUUCAGUGCUGCAGAACUACAUAUCAUUUUCUCAACCAGACCGUUACUGGCACAGUGCAUCAAAGAUAAAUUAUCAGAUGACAACAUCAAUGUGUGUAUACAAGUUCAAUUGCUCAUGUACAGCUAGUUAUAUAGGUCGAACUCAGAAAAAUUAUCUAUACACGCUCGUGAACAUGUUCCUGUUUGGCAUGGGAAAAGUGUUACUAAAUCAAUAAACAGUGCCAUUUUGUCUCACCUAGUAGAUAGUGAACACCACAUCAAAAUAGAUGAGUCAUUCACGGUUGUAUAUCGAGUGAGUACCAAAUAAUCUUCCUAAAAGCACACGAUUACGUCCCUUAGCUAUAGCGGAAGAUGCAGAGAUUAACAAGAAAAGAUCUGACCUUUGUAUGGAAAAGAAGCACAUUCAUCCUCUUUGUUUGCCCUGGCCUACAAUAAGGUAAGCAGGGACAUAAUCAUCCAUAUUUUCAUGUCAUAUUAUACCUUCUUAUUCCUUUUCACCUAGUUCGCUUUACUCCAUUACCUUUACUCUGUAAUUAUUGUGAUUUAAAAUCAAUUGGUUGAUAGUGACUAGCUGUGGAAUCCAGGAUAAAGCGCAUUUCGUCCUAUUUGGGACUGGCUUGUCAGCUGGAUGUACCUGCAUUCCCCAGUGAUUGAUGGUGCUCUCAAUGAGGCUCGAACGCAGGGCCCAUAGUUUCAAGUGCCAAAGAGUUAUCUAUUAUACCACUCGGGUCAAGACAGCAACCAGUCUUACUAAUUAUUUAAUUCAGUUUAGAUUUUCCCAUCAAUUGACUGAAGUGAAGUGCUAAGAUUUUGUGUCUCUAGUACUCUAUUGCAGUUCACAAUUUAACCUCCUUAUUUUAUCUUGUCAGCCUUUGCUUGAACUUAAUUUCAUUGUUCCCCAUUUCUUUGGUAUUUGUUUGUAUGUAUAUUGUGGUAAUCAUUUUCGUCUCACACCACAGAAUAUAACUCACCCUACCCCCAAUGAAAUUUAUAUUCUGUUGACUAUAAAUACAUUAGUAUGUCGCUCAAUUGUCCAUUCACACUUUAUCUUAUGUUCUGAAUGACUGCACAUUUUUAUAUGCAUUAUUCAUUUGACAAUAUUAAAUACUGAACUAUUACUCCAUAUUAUACAUGUACCCGAAUACAGACAGUUUCCGAUAAAAUUUUCACAUGCCUUUAAUGACUGACUACUUGUAUUCUAUACUACUCAUGGAUUUAUAACUGUAGUAGAGAGCCUGUUUGGGAACCAUGUUCAACUUGAGAACUGUUCAACUAAUGAUUGCAAUGUUUGAUCGUGAUAUGAAUGGUACAAUUAGUUUUGAUGAAUUCUGUAAUCUAUUCAAGUAUGUACAAGACUGGCAAAAUUGUUUUCGACGUUAUGAUCGUGAUAACUCUGGGUCAAUUGACCGUCAAGAAUUCGCGAAUGCUUUGGCUAGUUUUGGUUAUCGUUUAUCCCCACAAUUUAUUCAACUUAUGUUACAGCGUUUCGAUCGAAAUCGUCGUGGGUGUAUUGCAUUCGAUGAUUUUAUUUAUGCUUGUGUAUGUUUACAGACUCUGACAGGUGCUUUCAGACAAUAUGACUAUCGAAUGGUUGGUCAAGCACAAUUUUCAUUUGAACAAUUUUUAACAGCAGCAUUCUCAGUUGUCAUAUAAACAUGAAUUAUUUUAAACAAGAAAUUUUCUUGUCAAGGAUAUUUUGUAACUGCAUUCAUUCAAAAAAGGAAGAAAGAAAACUCUUCUCUGCUUUUAGUUUUUUUGAAAAUUUUCUUUAAUAUUGUUUUUUUUCAACUUUUAAGGAAAAUCGACUAUUCCUGCUUGAUUUUUUCAUACCCUAUUUGUACUUAAUUGUAUAAUCCCUGAAAUUUUUAUUCUGUCACAUCGUCUAUGGUAUGUUGGUUUGUUUAUUUCGUUGUCUUCCUGUACUUUGCAUUUUUGGAUUUGUUCUUUUUUUAACCUAAAUUGUACUUUCUUUUAAUCUGAAGUGUAUAUUUAUUUUGAUUUGAUUGUUUUGAAGUUGGAUUUUUCAUUUUAGCGUUACAGAUCACUGAAUAAAUCAAUAUUAUUAUAUUGAUGAAGUUGUUUACGAAUUUAUUGAUCUGUAUGCUGUUGUUUUGUUGUAUGCGUAUAUAUAUAUAAUUAUAUUUCAAAAGUUUACACAC